GGCGGGCGGCGGAGGAGGCGGCGGCGGAGGAGGAGAGUGGGGGCCCGGGGAGCGGCGACCUUCGCAGGGGGCUGCCGCGGCGGGAGAUGCGCUUGCUCCCAGCGGCGCCAGGAGCAGCAUGUUCCCCGGUGCCGACAGCGCUAGCAGCACGGCCGGGCAGCCCGAGGCGGCGGGGGCUACCGCCCCCGGCCCGCUGGGCUCGCACGGCCCCGGCGGCGAGACGCGCCGCCGCAGCGCCCCGGCGGCCGCCGCUGUGGCCGGCGGCGGCGAGGAGGAGGCGGCGGAAGACGAGGAGGACGAGGACCCCGGCUCGUCCCGCUUCUUGCUGGCGGCGGGGCUGGGACUGCUGGCCGUGUCUGUCGUCCACCUGGGACAGGAACGGGCCGAGGCGGCGGGCGGCGGGCCGCCGUGCCUGGCGCUGCUGCUGCUCCGCCUCGCCCUCUAUGCGGGCUGCGCCGCCGCGGCCGCCGCGCUGGGCACCCUCAUCGUCCUGAUGUGCCGCGGCCGCCGCCGUCUGCCGCCGCCGGACUUCGCCGCCGCCGCUCCGGUCCGGCGGGUCGCGGGGAGUAAUUGGUCUGGAAGCUCCCAUGAUUCAAUCCAAUCAAGGAGAGUGGUUAUUUCUCACAAUAUGGAUAAAGCACUGAAAGAAGUGUUUGACUACAGCUAUAGAGAUUACAUCCUGUCCUGGUAUGGGCAACUCAGCAGAGAUGAAGGGCAGCUGUACCAGCUGCUAUCUGAAGACUUUUGGGAGAUUGCCAAGCAGCUGCGACAGAGGCUGAGUCACAUUGAUGUAGUUAAAGUUGUCUGCAAUGAUGUAGUGAAAGCUUUACUCUCGCACUUCUGUGACCUUAAAGGAGCCAAUGCCAGGCAGGAAGAUCCACCAAGACCUUUUUUGCUGCACUCAUGCUUGAGGAGCCCUGAUGAAGAAGUAAGAUUUCUGCAAAAAUGUUCUCAAGUCCUGGUGUAUUGUCUCCUACCCUCAAAGGAUGUCCAAUCUGUCAGCUUGCGCAUAGUCCUUGCAGAAAUACUUGCAACAAAAGUACUGAAACCAGUGGUGGAACUGCUGAGUGAUCCAGAUUAUAUUAACCGAAUGCUACUCAGCCAGCUGGAGUACAGAGAACAGAUGAAUGAGCAUCAGAAGAAAGACUACACAUAUGCUCCUUCUUAUGAGGAGUUCAUCAAGCUCAUCAACAGCAGCUCCGAUGUUGAGUUCCUGAAACAACUGAGGUAUCAAAUUGUAGUGGAAAUAGUUCAGGCAACCACAAUCAGCAAUAUUCCCCAAAUGAAGAGGCAGAAAGAUUCAAAGGGAAAAGAAACUGCAGCAAUGAAAGCUGACCUACUAAGGGCUCGCAAUGUGAAGAGGUAUAUUAAUCAGCUGACGGUGGCAAAGAAGCAAUGUGAGAAGAGAAUAAGGCUCCUGGGAGGGCCUGCUUAUGAUCAGCAGGAAGAUGGCAUUUCUGAUGAAGGUGAUGGCCCUCAGAGUCAGAAGAUUCUUCAAUUCGAAGAAAUUUUGGCCAACCCUUCAUACCGAGAGCACUUCCGAAUCUAUAUGGAAAGGAUGGACAAGAUGGCUUUGAUCGGUCUUUGGGAGUCUGUGGAGAAUUUGAAGAGUGCUAACAAGUCUGAAAUACCUCAGCUGGUGAGUGAAAUUUAUCAGAAUUUUUUUGUGGAAAGCAGAGAAAUACCUGUGGAAAAAUCCCUUUAUAAAGAAAUACAGCAAAGUCUUGUGGGAAAUAAAGGCAUUGAAGUAUUCUACAGAAUUCAGGCAGAUGUUUACGAAACUCUAAAGGACAGAUACUACCCCUCAUUCAUUGUCAGUGAUUUAUAUGAGAGAUCAGUCAAGAAGGAAGAAGAAAGAAGUUCUGCUCAGCUGACUCCUGAGGACAAAGAUGAAGUGAGCCAAGGUUGUGAAGAAGCUACUGAAGAAUGCAGCACAAGAAUUAAUGAACAGGCCAGUUAUGCUGUUAAUAAACUUCGCCAGCUAAAUGACAAGCUUGAGUAUAAGAAACAGGCUCUAAAUUCCAUAUGUAAUUCACCAAAACCCGACAAAAAGAUUGUUUCUAAGCUGAAAGAUGAAAUUACUCUGAUGGAGAGAGAGCACAGUGAUCUUCAGCUGCACAUUGCAAGAACGGACUGGUGGUGUGAGAAUCUUGGCAUGUGGAAAGCCUUCAUUGUCUCAGGCGAGGUUUUAGAAGAGAAUGGAGAACAAGUGCCCUGUUACUCUGUCAUGGUGAGUUUACAAGAAGUUGGUGGAGCUGAAACUAAGAACUGGACUGUUCCCAGGAAGCUCAGUGAGUUUCAGAACCUACACCGCAAACUCAGUGAGUGUUUUCCAUCAUUAAAAAAAGUUCAGUUGCCUUCUCUCAGCAAGCUGCCCUUCAAAUCCAUAGACCAGAAGUUCAUGGAGAAAUCCAAGAACCAGCUUAAUAACUUUCUGCAGAAAUUACUCUCUGAUGAAAGACUCUGCCAGAGUGAAGCACUUUAUGCCUUCUUGAGCCCUUCCCCAGAGCACCUCAAAGUUAUUGAUGUGCAAGGAAAGAAGUCAUCUUUUUCACUCUCCUCAUUUCUCGAACGACUUCCUGGUGAUUUGUUUUCUCAUCAGGAGGAAGAAACAGAAGAGGAUAGUGACCUGUCGGACUAUGGAGAGGAGGUGGAUGGGAAAAAGGACUCUCUUGCUGAACCAUGUUUCAUGCUGAUUGGAGAGAUUUUUGAACUGCGAGGAAUGUUCAAAUGGGUCAGGAAAACAUUAAUUGCACUAGUACAAGUCACUUUUGGAAGAACUAUCAACAAGCAAAUCCGUGACACUGUACACUGGAUGUUCAGUGAACCAAUGCUUGUUUACUACAUUGGUGUGUUUCGAGAUGCUUUUUGGCCAAAUGGAAAGUUAGCACCACCACCGAGAGCCAAGAGCGAUGAACAAAAGCAAGAGACAAAACAGAGAGCACAGCAAAAACUGCUUGAAAACAUUCCAGAUACUCUGCAGAAUCUUGUUGGACAACAAAAUGCCCGUCAUGGUGUAGUGAAAGUGUUCAAUGCGUUGCAAGAAAGGAAGGCUAACAAGCAUCUACUUUAUGUUUUGCUGGAACUGCUGCUAACUGAGCUGUGUCCUGAGCUGAGAGCUCAUUUAGAGCAGCUUAACACCACUUAGGUUUGAAUCUGCACAACUGGACCACUAGAGAAAUGUCUAUGUUCGAUAAUAGACAUGAAACUUAUUUUCCUCUUUUCCAUAGAGGGCUGAGGACUAUGAUUAUUUUUAGCAUUUUUCUUUCCUCUUGAGUUUUUUUGUGAAGUAAACAGACUUGAAAAGAUCUGAUGCUGUAGUAGGGUAGACAAAACAAUGCUGUAUAGCUGCCAAUUUUUAUUUAAAUUGUUCUAUUUGACUACUCUUCUGUUUCAAAUAUAGAUUGAAAAAUAAAUGUUCAUAUAUGCUGAAAGAAACCAGAAAAUAUUUUAAACAUUUAUGAAAAGAAAUUUUGCUUAUAGUGGAAAACUAAUGAAUGUUGUACAGUUCUAAUCUCCUCACUGAGGAUCUGAGCAUUCCUCUUUUUUUUCUUGUGUAUUGAAAAAGCCUUGUUGUGCAAUACUACAUGUAAAGCUAUUGUGAAAAUUUUAUCAAUUUUGUUUUUACCAAAGAUUUCCUGUAGUUUGAAGCAUUUGUAAGCAAUAAAUAUCACAACUGGAUUGUAGUAUUUGAUAGUGAGGCUGUACUGACAACUAAUGAAUGAGUUUGACAGCACUAGUUUCAUAAGAAAUAUCUACAUUGCUUUGAAGUCUGUGUCAAAAUUAUGUAUUGUAAACUGGUAUGUCCUAACAGAAUGCCUGUGUUAAAUGUUAGUUCAGAGAUCACUGCUUAUGAAUUGCUUCUAUGAAUGAUCAAGCAGACAUUUAAUUAAACCAUUCUAAUAACUUCCCUGAUAUUACUCAGGGCUCUUUUAUUCAAAUACCCCACUUUCAAACAACCUUCAGAUAUUCCCUUAUUUUAUACCAGGAAAGGAAACUGUCUUCAGUGGUUUUUUGCUUUUGGUUAUUUUUUUAAUUUAUGUAAAAAUAUGUAAAUAUGGUCUUAAUGCACAUCUAAAUAAUUAAACAUCAUCAGAAAUCCCAAGGUGACACUCAUUACUGUCUUUUCAAUUCAGUACAGUUGUGCUCUUAGAAAAACUACUUGCAGUUAAAAUUGGCUGUAUUGUAAGGUACAUGCCAUCUGUAUUCUAUAUUUAAUCAACAAUUUAGUAACAUCCAGCUUUCUGUUCCAACAGAUUCAGGAAAGUUUUCAGGUCAUGGCACAGUUCUAAGAAGCAAGCCAAAUUUGGCACUUAAAAAGUUUUAUAAGUAAGUGGGUAUUUAGAAAUGUGCAAGCUUACCAUAGCAAUUAAGUUUUACUAGUGGUUAAUCAAAGUAUCUUUUGAUAAAAGACUGAGCAUGACAUUGCUCAGACAUACUCCUAGCCAAAAGGUUUUCAACAAUUUCUAACACAAACAGAGGCAAUGUAAAUGCAAUAUGAAGGAUUAAGGAAAACAGGCUUCAUGCUGAGAAUGUAUAUUGAAUAUUUCCUUACUCAUGUUUGGAGGUUUUUUCCCAUAGUUCUGUAAGUAGUAUUUAAUAGUUUUACAAGCUGGCAUGGCUUGAACUGUAAAGCUUAGUGUCUUACAGGCCAGUUUCCAACUUCAAAUCUCUGCAAUCCAAGAGUAAAAUGUGUAAAGACACUUAAGUAGAUCUAGAUGCAUUAGAAAGCAUGUGAAAGAAAGUAUACAUACUGCUAACAAAGAUAAGGUUUAAAAAUGGCCGUAGUCUGGGAAUGGACUGUAUGUGAAAACUAGACAAGUUUGGGUUGAAACUUUUCAGAAUAUUAAAAGAAACACUACCUAUGCAGAAAGGAAAAAACUAUUUUUAUUUGGUUUUGGCUUGAUUCAUGUGCUAUAUAGCAGUAUGACAUAAAGAAAAUAUAUCUGUUCCCAGAUAAAUGUCCUUAAUAGAACUUUAAGUCUUUAAUACUAUUUUAAAAAGUCUGCCUUGGCUUCAUCUCAGUUAAAGAAAGAGUGAGCUUUUUUCUUUAUUUUAGAUAAAAUGAAUCAGGAAAUUGCUUUAAAUAAGAAUUUAGAGAAAGUUGAAAACAAGCAGUAAGUAAGGCACAGUCUGUAAUUGCUGGAGAUUAAUGAUGAUUUACUGUAGGAAAUACAUUUAUAUACCAGUCAUAGUUAAAGGAAGCGCUAAAUUCUCCCAAGAUUAGCUGCCACUUCAAGGUCAGAGGCAACAGCAGGAUCCAGGUGGCAUGCCUUUGAAAACAAAGAAUACAAGUGUUCUGGUUUAUAGCUACAAUAAAAUUUAAAAUUAGCA
Molecule: messenger RNA, 5334 nt
Organism: Pipra filicauda (Wire-tailed manakin)
Lineage: Eukaryota; Metazoa; Chordata; Aves; Passeriformes; Pipridae
Gene: SNX25
Product: sorting nexin 25
Exons: 19
Coding region: 119-3148 (1009 amino acids)
Cellular component (GO): early endosome membrane; intracellular membrane-bounded organelle
Molecular function (GO): phosphatidylinositol binding
Source: RefSeq, a predicted model, not a curated record